ACGGCCUUAGGAAAGUCAACCUCAACUUUCUCUUGCAAUAGAACACGAAACUGCUUUUUGACUACUGAUCUUCUGUCUAACCAGUGUUAUCAGUUCUGAAUGGCAGCUGGAAAGGAUAAAGAUUAAGCACACUUCCCUAAAGCUGGAAGUAUAGGCAAUAGCAAUAGCAAUAGCACUUAGACUUCUAUACCGCUUCACAGAGCUUCACAGCCCUAAGAGGUUUACAGAGUCAGCAUAUUUCCCCCCAGCAAUCUGGGUCCUCGUUUUACUGACCUCAAAAGGAUGGAAGGCUGAGUCAACCUUGAGCCUGGUGAGAUUCAAACUGCCAAAUUGCAGGCAGCUGACAGGCAGCAGAAGUAGCCUGCGGUACUGAACUCUUAACCACGGCACCACCAUGGCUGUUAUUGUAAGGGCAUUGUAAAGAUUACAGAUAAACAGCCUACACAAAAUGUCUUACAUAUUCCAAACAUGGAUGGUUUUAAUGCAUCACUAAAGCAUCGCUGUUGCUCUCUUUUGUCCUUUCAGUUGCCAGUUACAACAAGCCAGUCUUAUUUUACUUUCAUUGGAUUUUUCUGGUUAUCGCAUUCCUUAAAUCUAGGUUAACCCAAAAUUGAGUGAAAGUGUUUUUUCUAUAGGUAACACCACAAAAAACCCAUUACCCAAUUACAACUGGGGCAUUUAAUUUGGCUUAACAUGUUUUACCUACAUUGGGUAAAGAGGUCUUUUUGAUAAGUGAUCUUGGAUAAUGAAGGAUUUGGGAAGUUGGGAAGCGCAACCCUAAACUAAGGGAACACAAUUUCCAUUAGCAUUUGGGCCCUGCUGGACUGUUUGUCCUGUUGAAGAAUAGGAUCUAUUCUGGGAAGACAUUUUAAGAGGCAAACAUUUGCUACUCACUGGCAAGUCUUUUAUAAACACAUUUUGUCCGUUAAAUGCUUUACAAUUCACCCCAUCAAAAAAGUAAUUUUAAGGUAUAAUGAUUCUUUUGUAUUGCCUGAGUGCCCAUGUUUCCUGCUAAGAGUUUUAAACAAAAUAUCAGUUGAUUUGGGUGUAUGCUGUUUGCACAUACACUGAGAAUAACGCAGUAAAAGAAUCUAGAGACUGUCUAUGGACUUAUUUCUGGUAUCUUUUUGAUUCCCGUAUUUUCCUACCAUAUGUAUUGCUUUUGGUCAUAAUGUAUUAUGUAUACACUGUCUUUUUGGGCUUAGCAUUACAAAAACUGCAACCCGAGGCCGCAUCCAUCUUAUUUGCUUUUGAUUACUCAUUUUUUUCUAAUUAGAGUAAAACACCGUGGUGGCAUUUAGGGUUACAAAUCUAGGGAAAAUAGGUAACUUUCAAAUCCCAUUAUUUAGCCUCAUGGCUGAUAGCCAGUAGAACUGUAAAUGGCAUUUUAUUACAGUAUUUCUGGAAGGUGGGAUAAUUGUUGCAUAAUAUUGGAGAAUAUCAAAUUUUAGAACUAUUAACUAAUCUCGGAAUGAGUUUUUUAGAUUGUGUCUUAAAAGUGGUUAAGAAUCAUCUUUUUUCUACAGGUGCCCAUUUUUCACUCUAAAGGAUGGUCUUCUAUAUAAUGAUCUCACAUUGUUAUUAAAAUAAUUUAGAACGGUUCUUACAAAAAUUAGAACAACAAACUGGGCUUGACUGUAUUACUGCAAAAAAUAUGUUAAUGCCCACCAAAGAAACUUUAUUAAAGAAUUAGCACUAUAUAAAAAUCAGAAGUAUUUUAGGGGGAAAACAAGAUACUGGUUUAUGUGCAAAGAAAAUUGGAGGUCUUGGUAGCCCUAGAAAGCCACAUAUAUGUGAAGUCAGCCACUGUAGUUUAUAGGAGAGUUAUGAUAAUCUAUGAUUAAAGCAUAAACUUGGAAUGCAUGGAAUGGCUAAACUGACAUAGGACUUUAACUGGAAGCGGAAGACAGUAUAUGUAUGAGAUAGAUUAUCAAUUGUAGUGUGCUAAAAAGGUGCAGUAACCCACAAAAACUUUCUGAGGUUGCCCAAAAUCUUCCCAUAUGUUAACCUUUGUAGAUUUAACAUGUUAUUUUGCUUCUUAUUUUAGCAAGGAAAAUCACACAGCUGGGAAUUAGUUUUGCCACCAAUUCAAGCAAUAUGCUUUAGGAGGUGCAGCAAUUUGUCCGAUGGCUACAUGCAAGUUACGGAUUAUCUAAGUUGCAGAUCCUUAUAACUAUGUUUUAGAACUCGGCUGUAUUUAAUUUGAUGGAGUGGUUGAGAGAAGGGGGGAAAUGCAAUGAAAUUCUUGAAAUUUCAGAAUUAUCUGGUUUUAUAGCAAAUACAGAAGAAAGCAUUGCAGAUUCACAUUACUAAACCACUUCUUAGGUGUUCUGAGUGUGUUUCUCUCUCCCACUUUCACCUUUGAAGAUACGAACUGUUGACCAGUCAUUUGAUAUUCCCCCCACCCCAUGGAAAUUGCUGGAUCUGAAAAUCAAAUACACUGGCCUACCUCUUUACCCGAGGUGGCUAGAAAUAACAUCUGCUUAUGAAAGAGGAAGAUAAAACCACACGGCCCAGCCUGGCCAUCAUAAGCCUGUGGUUGGCCAGAAACAGCGGAGCCCUUACCAAUCACAGCAUACCCCCAGUCAGCGUCUCUAUUUCUGGGCUGAGGAUAGUUGUAGAGAACAGGUUGCCCUGUAAUUAUCAUUUUGUUUAGCAAACAGCCAAGCUGGUCAUUUACAACUGCCUGAUGCUUAAUUCCCCAUGGAGAAAACCUACAGUAUCCAUCGUCGAGCCGUCUCCUGCUUUAGAUGUAGCUGAGCCCUUGGAGAAGCCGUCUCCUCUUGUGUGUGCACGCUUGGCCCCUUUAGAACAGAACCAUGUCGAUUGCACACACGGCAGGCAAUUACAUGCUCUCAGAUGCACUGCUGCCAGACCCAAACAGGUCCAGGGCAAAAGGGCUUCACUUGGAGCUGCCAUGCGAUCGCAUCAUGAAGUUUGUCACAGUGGGGCUGCCGCUGCUCUUGGUGUCUCUCAUGUUUGCCCAGGAAUUUUCCACUGGAUCCCAAAUCAGUUGCUUCUCUCCUAGCAACUUCACAACAGAGCAGUCUCAUUUUGUUGAUGCCGUGUGUUGGGACUCCUUGCUUCGCUACGAUUCUGAACCUGCAAGAGAUGCUGCAUCCAAUUCCCUCUGGGUCUUCAAGGUCUUCCCAUAUUCUUUGCUGGUCAUCGCAGUUGCCAUGUACCUGCCUUAUCUGUUGUGGAAGUACGCAGCUGCCCCCUCACUCAACUGCGAUUUGUUCUUCAUCAUUGAUGAGCUAGAUAAAUCCUACAACCGUUCCAUCCGCUUGGUGCAAUACAUGGUGAAGCUCCAGCAAUCGGAAGAGGAUCCAGAGGAUUUCUGGGAGGAGCUUGACCUGGCUCGCAGUGAGAGAUACUUUGAGUUCCCUCUCCUGGAGAGGUACCUGACUUGCAAGCAACGUUCCCAUUACUUGAUCAUCAUUUACGUAUUGAGGAACCUCUUCCUCCUCUUUCUUCUGGCUGUAAGCUGCCUCUACUUGGGAUACUGUCACAUCCAGGUCUUUUUUCACGAUAAAUUCAGAUGUUCAAUCAAGGCAGGGCUUCUAGAAGAAUCUGAUGUUCCAGACUGGAUUCCUUGCAAGCUGGUUUUCUUCUCCGUUUUCCAAAUUACCAGCAUCUGUCUUGGGUCUGUAUACAUCCUUCUGGGCCCAGUUGUCCUCUACCACCUGCUUCAGCUGUGUCAGUGGGACAAGCGGCUUCUGUCCAUUUAUGAAAUGCUGCCGGCAUUUGAUCUCCUCAGCAAGAAAAUGCUGACUUGCCCAUUUAAUGAUCUCAACAUCAUCUUGCUCUUCCUGCGGGCCAACAUCUCGGAAGUCAAAUCUUUCAGUAGACUGAGCGUACUGAGUACUCUCAAGGACAUUUCACCCAACAAAGAAAGCAUAGACACAGUUGUAGAUUUUAUGACCCUCUUUGCUGGCCUGCAGCUAGCAAAGCCAAAGCAUAAUUCCAAUGCCAACAAGAAUUUGCUCCACCUGGAAAAUGAAGCUGAAAUGAAACCUGCUCUGGAAGCCAGAGAAAACUGACACAGGAAUGGAUUCGAUACAGAAGCAAAUAGCAGAAAAAUCGGAAUUGGUGAAGAGCACUGAGCAUAAAAAAGAACUAGAAGUGUAUUUU
Molecule: messenger RNA, 4134 nt
Organism: Ahaetulla prasina
Lineage: Eukaryota; Metazoa; Chordata; Lepidosauria; Squamata; Colubridae
Gene: PANX3
Product: pannexin 3
Exons: 5
Coding region: 2820-4043 (407 amino acids)
Biological process (GO): monoatomic cation transport; positive regulation of interleukin-1 production
Molecular function (GO): channel activity
Source: RefSeq, a predicted model, not a curated record